AUGACUCGCCCGGUAGGCCUGGUGCAGCUGCACUUCCGCCCCGGCAGCCGCUUCUCAGACGUCGACGCUCCGGUCAAGCAGCUCCUCGUCAACAUCACCGAGUCCUUCGAGAAUGGCAAUGGCUACAUCUUCGCCGGGCCGCACCUCGACGACCCGGAGAAAGCAGUGGUCAUGAUAUGCUAUGGCGAGGAGACGGACGAAGCCGCCGCCCGAGCUGCUUUGAACCCAUCAUCGUCCAUCUACGCGCCGAUAGCACCUUACCUCCAAGCCGCACCGCGCGCCGACGUCGUCAGCUUCACGUGGCCACCCCCGACCACCUAUGGCCAGCGCCGCGAGCGUGUGCAGGAGCUCGCCCUGAUUCGCAUCCCAGCCCGACAAAGGACGGCCGAUGACGACGGCGACGACGAGAACGACGAUGAUCAUGACAGACACGACUGCAGGGGAUUGACCAACGCCAGCGACGACGACGACGACGACGAGACAACAGUCAAGAACAAAGAAAACGACGACGAUGACGACCAUUCCAAGAAACCGAUAGACGACAAACCAUCUUCCAAAGAAGAAGAAGAUGAUGAUGAUGAUGAUGAUGAAGAAGAAGAAGAAGAAGAAGAAGAACUCUUCUUUUCCCCCUCCCCCUCCCCCUCCUCAUCACCCACCACCGCCGCCCCCCUCCGCGCCCUCGACGACUUCUUCUCCACCGCCCUCUGCAGCAACGCGCACCGCGGGCUGGGAGACCUGGCGACGCACAGCCAAGGCAGGAGCAGCAACAGCAGCAGACGUGACAACAACAACGACGACGACGAUGAUGACGAUGAUAAGCACCCCUCGGUGGUGCUGCACGCGUGGAGCUGGGCCGACGAGGGCGCGAUGCGGCGGUUCAAGGACGCGGGGGCGGCGAACGCGUACGAUCGGUGGGAGCGGAGGCGUUUGGACGACGGAGUCAGGGGAGAAGCGGGACGGAAGGAGGAGGAAGAGGAGGAAGAAGAAGAAGAAGCGGAUGAUUUGUGGCAGACGGGCUUCGUGGGGGCGGUGGAGGAGUUGCGGCGGGGGGGCGCAGAGGUGGAGGUCGUGGCGGCGAGGAUGCGGCAUUUCCAGCCGGUUUUGGGGGCGCUGUCGUAUGGGGAUGAGUGA
This is a messenger RNA of Diplodia corticola, 1131 nucleotides long. RefSeq lists its product as uncharacterized. Lineage: Eukaryota; Fungi; Ascomycota; Dothideomycetes; Botryosphaeriales; Botryosphaeriaceae. The record is from RefSeq and is a predicted model, not a curated record. The coding region runs from base 1 to 1131 and encodes 376 amino acids. The transcript is spliced from 2 exons.